Molecule: messenger RNA, 2989 nt
Organism: Moneuplotes crassus
Lineage: Eukaryota; Ciliophora; Spirotrichea; Euplotida; Euplotidae
Source: the annotation of a GenBank genome assembly
ACUUUAUUGUCGCGUGAUCUAUCAUUAUUGUGUCCUGAUUAUGCAAAACAUGAUCAACCCAAGAUCAAAUGAAUGGAGUUCCAUUUAUGAAGACUCUCAGCUCAUAUACAGCAUCUUACAAUGUUAUUUCUGAGGCAGUGACUCAUCCGACAGAAGAGAUUCUGUAUUUUGGGACCCAAUUUUCACAUACCCCAACAGGCACUUCUGGAGGUAUUCUGAAAACAGAUUUUAGCUUGAAUGUACUUCAAAUGAUGAAGGGAUAUACUAUUGAUCCUGUAGAUGAGGAUUUCUGUAUUUCAUCUAAUGGAAAAUAUCUUUAUUACUCAAGCCAACAAACAUCAGCAUAUUUUUUGGAAAUUAAUUCUACAGACCUCAAUAUUCUAAACGUCACAACUAUUUCUUCGCUAGCAUUUAACAUGGAUUCUGGAAUUGACUGCUCUGGAAGUAAAAUCUAUCUGACUGGAGUUCAUUCUCCAAGUGGUGUGCAUUAUCUAUGUAGUUUUAUCCGAUUAGACUCAGACGUAUCGUGCUUUCAUUAUGGAGCCACACAAAAGAUGAAUUAUGCUAUUAUCAGCGAAAGCCAAGCCUUUUUGGCAACAAUGAAGCCAAGUUCGAAUAAUUUGUACUUUUUCUCAGUAAAUUUCUCUGGUAACGGAAGAUACGAUUGGAGUAAAUAUGUAUCUUGCUCCUCUAUCUGUAAUACAAAGAGAGGACAAUCUAUAGUGAAUGGUAACUACAUUUAUACCGUCAACUUAUUUGCUGGCCAGACAAUGUACCACACUUUGGAUGUUACAACAGGGAAUGCAGUCUGUCCAGGGUUGAUCUCCUCUUCUGAUCCAAACUUUGUGAUAGACAUAGAUGAAAUUGGAGGAUGUGAUGUUCACAUCAUUCAUACAGAUAGGGAUUAAUUUCAUAAACAUAUUAGUGCAUCCUCUAAAUUGAACUGUCUACAAGGAGUACAUCAACAGCGCAACUAAUCUCUACUCGAUUACCCCCAUCUCUGUUGGUGGGUACGAAUACGGUAUCUUUAGUUUAGAUUUUUCGACUCAGUAUAAGAUAAUUCGUGGUCGCAUAUUUGAUCUAGACAGAUUCUCAGUAUUAAACAGCCAAACUACUACUUUUCUGCCAAUUACCACAAGUUUUGUUGUAAGUGACUCUGGUGUUAUUUCUGCUCUGACAAAGACUUCUCUCUCAAUAAAUCAAGAACUGAUCAACAAUGCAGCAACAGUCCAAUCUGCUGACAUUGCUAUCAAUUCAGGUGGAGCUAGUAAUAUUAUUCUUCAUUCUGCUCUUUGGAAUGAUGAUUUCAGCAACUCUUAUUUGCCAAAUUCUCAUACCAAUGUCACUUUUAUUUGGGCGUGUUCCCACCCAUCCAAUUUCGUGACUAUUUCGUUUGGAUUGCAGUCUUUAGAUGGAGAGAUAGUUCCAAAUUGGGUAUAUCUUGAUGCAACUAAUGAAAUCCUAACUCUCAACAGAACUCCUUCGGUAUUUCAAGACACUGUGUAUAAGUUUGCGCUCUCAAUUGAUGAUGGAACCAUUUCGACACAAAAGAAGUUUUAUAUCACUGUCAAACAGUGAGCAGUCUCAAAUUGCAAGACUUGACAAACUGACGAUCCUGAUAAGUGCAAUAAAUGUGACACUGGAUAUUCACUCAGCAACAGCAAUACCCAAUGUUCCAAAGCUGAUGCAUCUUCUGAAGCUAUAAUGGCUCAAUCUGUGAUAGGAGUAGGAAUUGCAGUGGCCAUUGCAUCUGCAGCAGCAUCGAUGUCUUCACCCGUAGGCAUGUUCAGCUUGAUCAACCAGUUUCAGAUGUACCUGCUGCUACCACUUGUACCUCCAUACUUCCCAGCAAAAGUAGCUCAGUUCAUUCUGGGAGUUGACUUCUCAUUUGUGUCGCUGGACUUCAUUCCAGUGGAGAAGAUUCCUCUAGUUAAGGAGAUCAAAGAAGCUGUUGAUUAUCCUCAAGAAGACAGUUACCUGGAUGAUAUUGGUCUGACAUCGAGCAGUUCAAUUGUGAACUAUCUUCCAAUGGUCUGCUUCAUUCUUGUAAUGAGCCUGUUUCAUUUAACUUUAAGCCUCAUCUAUGUCUGAUGUAAGCAUCCAUUUAAGCACAGAGUAGGCCAAAAAAUUGUGAUGUUUAUGUUUGUAUAUAUGACAUUUGGUUUUUAUAUCAGGCUGAUUAUGGAAAACUUUUUGUUUCAAAUGGUUUCUAUUCUUUUUGAACUCAGAGCUUUCAAAUAUGAUACCACAGUGUCGCUAGUGUCACUCAUUCUUUGUAUCUUCUUCACGAUAUGAAUUACAGUGUUUAUUAUAAUGAUAGCUUUGUCAUUCAUUGCUGGUUGGAAAAAUCCUAGCUCUGAGUUUCACAAUCACUGGACGACAAAAGAGUUGUAUUCUGGAAUCAAAAUCAAUAGAUGUUCCAAAGCCAACUCAAUAGCGUUUAUCGGAGUGAGAUUCAUUUCAAUUUUAUUGCUUGUGCUGAUGGAUGGGACUGCAAAGAGUGACAAAGACAACCAAGCAGAUAAUGUUACUGCUGUGUAUUAUAUCAAGUGAGUGUUCUUGUUAUUGAUCCAUGUGCUACCCUGAUUGUUCUUGUUUAUCAUAAGGCCUUAUGACAGUGUGACCAACAAUGUUAUUGAGUUUAUUCAUCAACUAAACUACACUGUAGCCAUUGCACCUUUGUUAUUUCUAAAAUUCGAAUCAGACUGGUCUACAAUGAAAGAAGACAUGUAUAUUCAAGUGUUAUUGGCAGGUCCGAUGUUUGGAGUACUGAUCAACUUGGGUACCCUGAUCUUGAUAAUGUGCAAAAAGUUGAUAAAGGAGAAAUCUAAUAAUAAGAUAAAUAUCAAGAAAAUCUUAAAGGCAUCAACAUCGAAUCAAAAAGAAAGCAACGCAUCUCAAAAUUCCAAAUUAGGCCUAAAAGAAGAAUCAAAGAACUCCAACAUUCACCCCAGACAUAACAUCUAUUAACCACAAUUCUCAACCACUA